CAAUAAUAAUCUAAACACAGAAUGGGAUGACACAAAAUUGUCUUAAAAUAGUUUACAAAACAAACAAUACCAUUUUUAAUUUGAUAAUCAUGUGCAAAUCAUUUGAUUCUGCCUUUUGCUCAAAAUUCGUUUUUUCCCAUUGACCGAAGACUUCCCUACUUCUGACCGUAGAUGCCUGAAUUUUGUGGCAAACCCAGUGCAGGGCGUCCGGCAAGUAUAAAAAAGUAUGUUGUUGGUCUCAUUAUCAAGACUUCAUCAGAUGCAUCAAAUGUGGAGAAAGAAAAGGUGUACAUUGGAAAGCUGAACAUGAUCCUUGUUCAGAUCCUGAAGCAGGAGUGGCCCAAGCACUGGCCCACCUUCAUCAGCGACAUUGUCGGGGCGAGUCGCACGAGCGAGAGCCUCUGUCAGAACAACAUGGUCAUCCUCAAGCUGCUCAGCGAGGAGGUUUUUGAUUUCUCCAGCGGCCAGAUGACCCAGGUCAAGGCAAAGCAUCUAAAAGACAGCAUGUGCAACGAGUUCUCCCAGAUAUUCCAGCUGUGCCAGUUUGUUAUGGAAAAUUCCCAGAAUGCCCCUCUGGUCCACGCCACUCUGGAGACCCUCCUGCGUUUUCUCAACUGGAUUCCUCUUGGGUACAUCUUUGAAACCAAACUGAUCAGCACAUUGGUGUAUAAGUUCUUGAACGUGCCCAUGUUUCGCAACGUGACUCUGAAGUGCCUCACAGAGAUUGCCGGUGUGAGCGUGAGUCAGUACGAGGAGCAGUUUGUCACACUCUUCACCCUGACCAUGUGUCAACUCAAACAGAUGCUGCCUCUGAACACUAACAUUCGUCUGGCCUACGCCAACGGGAAAGACGACGAGCAGAACUUCAUCCAGAACCUCAGUCUGUUCCUCUGUACGUUCCUGAAGGAGCACGGGCAGCUCAUCGAGAAGCGGCUCAACCUCCGAGAAACAUUAAUGGAGGCCCUCCACUACAUGCUGCUGGUGUCGGAGGUGGAGGAGACUGAGAUCUUUAAAAUUUGUCUCGAGUAUUGGAACCACUUGGCUGCUGAGCUGUACAGAGAGAGUCCCUUCUCCACGUCCACGUCCCCCCUGCUCUCCGGCAACCAGCACUUUGACGUGCCCCCUCGCAGACAGCUCUACCUGCCUGUACUCUCCAAGGUGCGUCUGCUUAUGGUAAGUCGGAUGGCCAAGCCGGAGGAGGUGUUGGUGGUGGAGAACGACCAGGGAGAGGUGGUCAGAGAGUUCAUGAAGGACACCGACUCCAUCAACCUCUACAAGAACAUGAGGGAAACUCUGGUGUACCUCACUCAUCUGGACUAUGCAGACACAGAGCGUAUCAUGACAGAGAAGCUGCACAACCAGGUGAACGGCACCGAGUGGUCCUGGAAGAACCUCAACACGCUGUGCUGGGCCAUCGGCUCCAUCAGCGGGGCCAUGCACGAGGAGGACGAGAAGAGGUUCCUGGUCACCGUCAUCAAGGAUCUCCUGGGUCUUUGCGAGCAGAAGAGAGGGAAGGACAACAAGGCCAUCAUCGCCUCCAACAUCAUGUACAUCGUCGGCCAGUAUCCUCGCUUCCUCAGAGCACACUGGAAGUUCCUCAAAACCGUCGUCAACAAACUCUUUGAGUUCAUGCAUGAGACCCAUGACGGAGUUCAGGACAUGGCCUGUGACACGUUCAUUAAAAUCGCCCAGAAGUGCCGGCGCCACUUUAUCCAGGUGCAGGUGGGAGAGGUGAUGCCCUUCAUCGACGAGAUCCUCAACAACAUCAACACCAUCAUCUGCGACCUUCAGCCUCAGCAGGUGCACACGUUCUACGAGGCAGUAGGUUAUAUGAUCGGAGCCCAGACAGAUCAGACAGUUCAGGAGCACCUGAUAGAAAAAUACAUGCUGCUUCCAAACCAGGUGUGGGACAGCAUCAUCCAGCAGGCCACCAAGAACGUGGACAUCCUGAAGGACCCGGAGACUGUGAAGCAGCUGGGCAGCAUCCUGAAGACCAACGUGCGGGCCUGUAAGGCCGUGGGACACCCCUUCGUCAUCCAGCUGGGGCGGAUCUACCUGGACAUGCUCAACGUCUACAAGUGCCUCAGUGAGAACAUCUCAGCCGCCAUUCAGACAAAUGGUGAGAUGGUGACGAAGCAGCCCUUGAUCCGGAGCAUGAGGACAGUGAAGCGGGAGACUCUGAAACUGAUCUCAGGCUGGGUCAGCCGAUCAAACGACCCCCAGAUGGUCGGCGAGAACUUUGUUCCUCCGCUGCUGGACGCCGUCCUCAUCGAUUACCAACGCAACGUCCCCGCUGCCCGGGAGCCCGAGGUCCUCAGCACCAUGGCAACCAUUGUAAACAAGCUGGGCGGACACAUCACCAGUGAGAUCCCACAGAUCUUUGAUGCCGUCUUCGAGUGCACCCUAAACAUGAUCAACAAG
Molecule: messenger RNA, 2421 nt
Organism: Notothenia coriiceps (black rockcod)
Lineage: Eukaryota; Metazoa; Chordata; Actinopteri; Perciformes; Nototheniidae
Product: exportin-1
Exons: 17
Biological process (GO): ribosomal small subunit export from nucleus; protein export from nucleus; ribosomal large subunit export from nucleus
Cellular component (GO): nucleus; cytoplasm
Molecular function (GO): nuclear export signal receptor activity
Source: RefSeq, a predicted model, not a curated record